Erigeron canadensis is the source of this 4283-nucleotide messenger RNA. Its product is annotated as DNA replication ATP-dependent helicase/nuclease JHS1. Gene Ontology annotation, biological process: replication fork reversal. The transcript has 33 exons. Gene Ontology annotation, molecular function: 5'-flap endonuclease activity; single-stranded DNA helicase activity. The coding region runs from base 101 to 4222 and encodes 1373 amino acids. NCBI's taxonomy places the organism in Eukaryota, Viridiplantae, Streptophyta, Magnoliopsida, Asterales, Asteraceae. The record is from RefSeq and is a predicted model, not a curated record. Gene Ontology annotation, cellular component: cytoplasm.
UCAAAAUCCCCCUUUCUUCUGGCGGGAACACUCCCACUUUAUUCAUCAGAAACAGACUCAUUUUCAAUCUCUCAAUCACACACAAAAAUCUUCAACAAAAAUGGCACCCAGAAAGAAACCCAUCACCAGCAGCAGCGGAUCCAAAAAACAAAACCAACAAAACUCGUCACAAAACCCCACCAAAUUCGGCAUCCAACAUUUCUUCGAACGCCACACACAAAACUCACAAAAACCCAAUAUCCCCAAAAACCCAUCUGCCCAAUCCAAUCUUGGGUCGGAUCCUAAAAUACCCAUCAACCCAGUUUCCACUAAAAGUACUGAAAGUGUCCCCCUUUUUAAUAAUAAUCAAGAUAAUAGUAGCAGUGCUAAUUUGGGGGUAAAUGUAAUAAACCCUAAAAAUAGAAAUGAUAAUGCGAAAAGUGAUUUUGAAAAUGAUUUGGGAUCUGGGAAUUUGAAAAAUGAUGGAAAUAAAAGUGGGUCUGAAAGUACACCUGUUGAGGAUUUGAUUCCAGUUGAGAUGGAUGUUUUAGAGGUUUCGCCGGAAUUCUGCAAGUCGGUUUCGCGUAAACGGAUAAAGUUUUCGCCUGGGAUGCUGAUAGAUCAAAGCCAGGAUGAUGGGGGUGAUGAGGUUACAUGGAGGAUUUCUCCCGUAAACGAGAAGCUUAAUGCAUUAACAAAGAAUUUAUUAGAAGUUCAAGUGCGGAAAGUUUUAGGAGAAUCUUCGCGGUUCAACAUUAUGAAAUCUAAACAAAAUUUUGAUAAUAAGAUUUCACCUCCUGAGAAAUCUACUGAAAAUUCUUUCAAAUUCUUAAAGGCGAUUAAUUUGGAAAAACGCAACCUUGAACAAGAUUUGUUGCUGUAUGGUAAUAAUGAGAAAGCAACUGAUGAUAAUAAUAUAGAUUGCAGGAGUCCUUUUAAGACUCCACCAUCAUGUCACGAUAAGACUUCUGAUAAUGGUGAUGUUAAUGAAGAAUUAACUCAGCUGGGUUCAAGGCAACACAAAAAGGCAUUACUCGACCUUCUUGAUCAAGUAGAAAAUGUAAUCAGUGUUGAAGAUACAGAUACCAAAAGCUCAUUAACUUCAUGUAAAAAUAAACGCUAUAUUGAAAUUCUUGGCGGGGCUGAUGUUUCCGUGGAAGGGCCAUCAGUGGGCUCCACCGAAAAGGUCAAGGCGGAACCCCCCAAUGUAAAAUUUCUUGUGUUCGAGGUAUCCGAAAAGCAGUUUGUUGGUAAAAAUGGUUCUCAGUGCUUAUCAAAGGUUUUAAGGUUACUGAAUGAGCAAUGUGGAGAAGAGCAGUCUGUGUAUUUGUCAGAUGAGUGGUUUUAUAGUGUCAUAGCACCUGGAGAUACUGUACACGUUAUUGGUGAAUUCAAUGAGGGAAAAUGCGAUGUGAAUCGUGACAAAAAUUUUCUUAUCGUUCACCCGGAUAUAUUGGUGUCUGGAACUCGGGUUGCUGGUAGUUUCAGCUGCCCUCGUCGCACUGUACUGGACGAGAGACUGAAGAAUAAUGAGCAGUCAGCUUCAGCACUAGUCGGCACCUUGUUGCACCAACUCUUUCAGGCUGGACUUAUUAGGGAAACUCCAACCAAAGAGUUUCUGGAGGAGUAUGCAAGAGUCUUGCUUCAAAAGAAUUAUGAGAGCCUAUACGCCUGUGGAGUACAUGAAGGUGAUAUUCACAAGACCAUGAUUGAGGCAAUCCCACGGUUAUUAAGCUGGAUUUUGCACUUCCGAGAUUCAAAGGUUCCUUCUUCUAGUGUUGAUUUUGGCUCCAGUGAUGGAGUUAAAAAGGUGAAAAUAUCUGAGGUUAUUGAUAUUGAGGAGAUGGCAUGGGCUCCAAAAUAUGGCUUGAAAGGAGUUAUAGAUGCAUCUUUGCAUGUAAAAGCUGCUUCUAAUGCUCAUCAAAUCAAUGAUUUUAUCAUGCCCCUAGAGUUUAAGACCGGAAAAGCAACCAAUGGACAGGCGGCCAUGGAACAUAAUGCCCAAGUGAAGUUGUACACCCUUCUUAUGUCCGAAAGGUAUAAAAAGAAUAUAGAUUAUGGUCUGCUAUAUUAUCUCCACACAGAUCAGACACAAGGAGUUGCGGUUCGAAGGUCUGACUUGGUCGGGCUAAUUAUGCGGCGUAAUGAGCUUGCAAGUGAUAUUCUGAAGGCAUCAAUGACACAACAACUUCCACCAAUGCUGCAGGUUCCCAACAUGUGCAAAAGUUGCCGCCACCUUAAUGCUUGUACAGUAUACCAUAAGGUACACAACGGUAGCAUAGAGGGAAGUGGAUUAGGUGAUGUCUACAGUUCACUUGUGAACCACUUAACAACUGCCCAUUGUAGCUUUCUUAAGAAAUGGGAAAGGUUGAUCGACUUAGAAGCAAAUGAACUGGAGACUGUGAAGAAAGAAAUGUGGAACUCAAAUAGUUGGAACAGUACAAAUUCAAAUACUUGUUUAUCCUCCAUUGUUCUUGACCCUUCAGAUCAAAUUCCACAUAAUAAAGUCACUCAAAGCAACCGGUUUGUUUAUCGUUUUGUUCGCCAAGUCCAUGACACGAAGGAUUCAAAUCCUUCAUCCUCGGGAAAGGAUCUGGAAAGUUCACUUAAAACUGGGGACUAUGUGAUCUUGAGUACUGACCCUGAUCGUCUUGUGGCUGGAAGAGGUGUUAUAAUGGAUUUAACUCGUAUCAAUGUCACGGUUUCUUUCUCAAAGCGCUUAAGGCUUCCAGGGAGCAGUCCUAAAAUCAUCCAUGAUCUUCGUCAAGAGGUUUGGCGGAUUGAUAAAGAUGAAUUCACAGCAUCAUUUGCAACAAUGAGAUUCAACCUCAUUCAAAUGUUUCUACAAGAUGAUAGAAGCUCCCACCUCCGAAGUAUGAUCGUAGACCUUCAUGCUCCUCGAUAUGAUGGUGGCUGUAUAUUCAGUCAAGAUCCUGCUGUAUCAUACAUUUGGUCAGAGAAGACUUUAAAUAAUGAUCAGCGCAAAGCAAUACUAAAGAUACUUACAGCCAAGGAUUACACACUUAUUCUAGGAAUGCCAGGUACUGGCAAGACAUCCACAAUGGUCCAUGCUGUGAAGGCAUUAUUAAUGAGAGGUGCUUCCAUAUUGCUUACAUCCUACACAAACUCUGCUGUUGAUAAUUUGCUUAUCAAGUUGAAAUCUCAGGGCAUUGAUUUUAUACGUAUUGGUAGAGAGGAAGCCGUGCAUGAGGAAAUUCGUGGGCAUUGUAUUAAUGCUGUUGAUAUGCAAAGCACCAAAGAUAUUAAGCAGAGACUAGACGAAGCCAAAGUUGUUGCAGUGACAUGCUUAGGGAUAACCAGCCCUCUGCUUUCUGACAUGAAAUUUGAUGUUUGCAUUAUGGAUGAAGCUGGACAAAUCACUCUCCCCGUCUCAUUAGGACCUUUGAUGUUCGCAUCAAAGUUUGUACUCGUGGGAGAUCAUUAUCAAUUGCCUCCACUUGUGCAGAGUACUGAAGCUAGGGAAAAUGGAAUGGCUGUAAGUCUCUUCUGCAGACUUUCAGAAGCUCAUCCCCAGGCAAUUUCAGCCUUACAAAGCCAGUACCGUAUGUGUGCACCAGUUAUGGAGCUAUCCAAUGCCUUAAUAUAUGGUGAUAGGUUACGUUGUGGUUCUCCUGAUGUGGCAAAUGCAAAACUCGAGUAUACAAGAUCAACAUCUUGUUCAUCAUGGCUAAAGAAGGUAUUGGAUCCACUCAAUCAAGUAAUAUUCAUCAAUACAGAUCUUGUGCCUGGUUUAGAGGUAAAAGAUUGUAAGACUGUAAAUAAUCCACUUGAAGCAUACAUAAUCACAGAGAUAACUGAUAAACUAACUUGCCAAGGUAUCCGUGGUGAAGAUAUUGGUGUUAUAACUCCUUACAACGCUCAGGCUAACCUCAUUAAACAAUACGUUUUAAACUCGGUGGAGAUACAUACUAUUGACAAAUACCAGGGAAGGGAUAAGGAUUGCAUCCUGGUAUCGUUUGUAAGAUCAAGCAACAACCCAAAAAACUGCAAAUCCUCACUGCUUGGGGACUGGCAUAGGAUUAAUGUGGCCCUUACCCGUGCCAAGAAAAAGCUAGUUAUGGUCGGGUCACAGAGAACACUGUCGUAUGUACCAAUACUGAAGCUUCUUAUAGAGAAGGUAGAAGAAGGAUCUUCCAUAUUGAAUAUGAAAAAAGACGAUAUUGAUAUUAAUAAACACCACCUUAAGAGAUGCUCACACUCAAAAGGUGAUUGUAAGUUGUAAUUUUGUACUGAUUAAUCUUUUGAACAAUUGAAAAUGGUUAAUACAAAAAUAGUUCAGUCUC